AUGGUCGGCAACGCCCGCUACGUGCGGUACAUUGUGAUCGCAUUCUUUGUGAUCGCCAUUGUCUACUUCGUCUCCAACACAUCCGAAAAUGUCGCGUUGCGGACACCCGAGAUGCUCGGUCUGAGGCCCAGCAGCGGCUCCUCGUCCUCCAGCUCGUCCACCGACCCAUCGGGCCACACAAACUCCCACACUGAGUCUUCGUCAGAUAGCCAGAAGGCCAUCAAGGAGGGUUCUACCAGUGGUUCUACUGGCUCCGGCAGCUCGGGCAGCUCAGUAUUCGGCAGCACCACCAGCGGCGGCAGCGCCCUCGACUACCCCCUGGCCAUGUCCCCCAACGACCCCGGUUUCUACGCGCCCGUCGAUACCGCCCCCGGCCCUCGCAUGAACGCCACCUUUGUCACCCUGGCCCGUAACUCGGACGUCUGGGAAGUCGCUCGGUCGAUCCGUCAGGUGGAGGACCGCUUCAACAAGCGCUACCACUACGAUUGGGUCUUCCUCAACGACAAGCCGUUUGACGAGGAGUUCAAAAAGGUCACGACGUCCCUCAUCUCCGGCACCACCCACUACGGCCUGAUCCCGCCCGAGCACUGGUCGUUCCCCGAGUUCAUUGACCAGGACAAGGCCAAGAAGGUCCGCGAGGAUAUGGCCAAGAAGAAGAUUAUCUACGGCGACUCGGUCAGCUACCGCCACAUGUGCCGCUUCGAGUCUGGCUUCUUCUUCCAGCAGGAGCUGAUGCUCAACUACGACUACUACUGGCGCGUGGAGCCCAGCAUCGAGUACUUCUGCGACAUCCACUACGACCCCUUCCGCUACAUUCACGAGAACAACAAAAAGUACUCGUUUGUGCUGUCUCUGUACGAGUACGCCGAGACCAUCCCGACUCUGUGGGACAGCGUCAAGAAGUUCAUUAAGGAGCACCCCGAGCACAUCGCCGAGAACAACUCGAUGCGCUUCCUCAGCGACGACGACGGCGAGACCUACAACAAGUGCCACUUUUGGUCCAACUUUGAAAUUGGCAACCUGAACUGGCUGCGCUCCAAGGCCUACACCGACUUCUUCGAGUCGCUCGACCGCGAUGGCGGUUUCUUCUACGAGCGCUGGGGUGAUGCCCCUGUGCACUCCAUCGCCGCCGGACUACUGCUGCCGAAGGAGGAGAUCCACUUCUUCAACGACAUUGCCUACUACCACGUUCCCUUCACCCACUGCCCCACGGGCGAGGAGACGCGCCAGCAGCUGCGUUGUCACUGUAACCCUAAGAACAACUUUGACUGGAAGGGCUAUUCUUGCACGUCGAGAUUCUUCGACAUGAACAACAUGGAGAAGCCGGAUGGCUGGGAGAAGCAGAGCUAG
Sporothrix brasiliensis 5110 is the source of this 1350-nucleotide messenger RNA. Its product is annotated as alpha 1,2-mannosyltransferase. NCBI's taxonomy places the organism in Eukaryota, Fungi, Ascomycota, Sordariomycetes, Ophiostomatales, Ophiostomataceae. Gene Ontology annotation, cellular component: membrane; Golgi apparatus. The record is from RefSeq and is a predicted model, not a curated record. Gene Ontology annotation, biological process: protein N-linked glycosylation; cell wall mannoprotein biosynthetic process; protein O-linked glycosylation. The transcript is spliced from 4 exons. Gene Ontology annotation, molecular function: alpha-1,2-mannosyltransferase activity. Bases 1 to 1350 code for a protein of 449 amino acids.